AUGGGAGGGAAAAAUCCUGGGCCCCAAAUCCAAAAUUUUCAACGUGAAAUUACAGAGAAAUGUGGUGACGGUACAAUACGUUUCACGGCUAAGGGAACUCUACCAUUUCUAGAAUCAACAUUGAUGGAAAUACAGCGAAUGUCUAAUACUGCGGAAGCGACCCUGCCACAUGCGGCGGACAAAGAAACAAGCCUACGAGGAUAUAGAAUUCCAGAAGGUUCCAUAGUACUGGCUAAUAUAUUGUCAUCAAACAAGGACAGUAAACACUGGGAGAAACCUGAUUUGUUUAUACCAGACAGAUUUUUGCAGGACAAAGCAUUGAAGAACCCCGCCUUUAUACCGCUAGGAUUGGGACGACGUAGAUGUACUGGUGAAAGUUUGGCUAGAAAGCAAAUUUUUCUAAUUUUCACCAACUUUCUGCAAAGAUUCACUUUCCAAAGAGAAGACGAGAACGUACAACAUACGUUUGGGUGUAUAGAAGAUCAGAUAACAGCCACACCACUGCCGUAUAAUACAAGAGUAGUUCAAAGACAGUGACCCUAUAUAUACUUUCAUAUUCUUGUUUGCUUGUCACUUGGGACCUACCACCAUAUAUGAUUGCCAUUAAAGCAGCAUGCCUCCAGAUUCGUGCUAAUUUUCAUGAAAAUUUUGAAAAUGUAUUUAAAAGUAAAAUAAUGUGUGAAGUGAACAAAGAAAGUAAUUUACACACUGCAAAUCAUGUACAAUCAAUGUAAAUUACUAAAAAAUGGUCGAAAUAUGCGAAAACAGCCCUCACUACGUUAGUCACGCAGUAGAAAUAUGGUGAUAAAAAUUCAAAGUUAGUCACUUAUAUUAAAAGCUAUAGCAUGUUGAAAUGUGAAAAAGUAGGAAAAUGCCUCUGUCGUGCUUAACAGUAUACCAUCAACCCCACCGACUGUUAUUCUCAUUAAUAUGCACAAAUAUACUGUUACAAAAUAUAAUGUAGUACAAAUAACACACCUUAUUUUUAAAUGGGAUCUUUUUGUUUAAUAUCACAUUCAUUCUUAGACAAACACAAGUAAAUUCCUUACAGUAUCUAUACUAAUAUCUAUUUAUAUGUAAUUAUAAUAAAGGCAACCAAUAAGUUAACAAUUAUUUACAUGUAUGUGUAAUACCUAUUAUCACUUAAUGACAUAAUUAUAAGAAACCAAUGUACAACUCAAUCGGAACACCCAUAACAGCCUCGGAUUAAAUACAUCUACAACGUGCUUUUUUAUCUCAAUGAUUAUGUUUGAAACCGGUAUUGAAUUUUCAUGAACUAUGUUUGAUUUCUUUAAGAAAUGAUUGUGCUUGAUUUGCUUUGUGUUUCUCAAAUAUUUUGGAAAAUGUUGACAAAAUAGAUAUUGGCUUGUAGACAUUUUGGAUUUUCUUUAUCGACACCUUUGGAUAUGGGAAGAACGUUAGGCCCUUUAAGAGAGCCAGGGACUAUAGUACAUUCAUUAUCUAUACAGUUGUUAUUCAUAAAAUUCCUAAAAUUUCAUAACAGCUAUGUAUGUUCAUUUGGACUAAUGCCUUCCAAAUUUGCACUAUAAUUUAUCAAUAAUUCUUAACUUCAAACGGUGUAAUUGGUUCACUAACAAAAAAUUAUUGACAUUUAGUUUAUUGCCAAUAGAUUCCUUGAGGUUUAGGAAAUAAAUUUGAUUCCAUAAAGUUUAGCGUUGUUUUAUUAAUUAUGUAAUGUAUGUGACUGACGAUAUAAUCAUUA
Molecule: messenger RNA, 1723 nt
Organism: Ruditapes philippinarum (Manila clam)
Lineage: Eukaryota; Metazoa; Mollusca; Bivalvia; Venerida; Veneridae
Product: cytochrome P450 2U1-like
Exons: 4
Coding region: 1-537 (178 amino acids)
Biological process (GO): xenobiotic metabolic process
Cellular component (GO): cytoplasm; intracellular membrane-bounded organelle
Molecular function (GO): iron ion binding; heme binding; oxidoreductase activity, acting on paired donors, with incorporation or reduction of molecular oxygen, reduced flavin or flavoprotein as one donor, and incorporation of one atom of oxygen
Source: RefSeq, a predicted model, not a curated record